AAUAUGGAUAGGUUAUUUUAUAAAGUUUUUCAUAAUACUUACUUGUUUAAAACUAUACUUGGUUUUAUUCAAGAAGUCGAAUGGGUCAACUAUGACGAUCCAUCACAAAUAACCAGUAGUAAUAGAUACAGAUUUAAAGAUAUAGUGUCAUUAAAGUGGAUGGUGCAAAAUAAAAUGUUUUCAUUAUUAAAGUGCAAAUUAGAGGCAAAUGAAUAUAUAUGCAUGGAU
Dictyostelium purpureum is the source of this 228-nucleotide messenger RNA. RefSeq lists its product as uncharacterized. The transcript has a single exon. The record is from RefSeq and is a predicted model, not a curated record. The annotation marks the transcript as partial. NCBI's taxonomy places the organism in Eukaryota, Evosea, Eumycetozoa, Dictyosteliales, Dictyosteliaceae.